Molecule: messenger RNA, 2359 nt
Organism: Gadus chalcogrammus (walleye pollock)
Lineage: Eukaryota; Metazoa; Chordata; Actinopteri; Gadiformes; Gadidae
Product: bromodomain-containing protein 8-like
Exons: 18
Cellular component (GO): NuA4 histone acetyltransferase complex
Molecular function (GO): protein binding
Source: RefSeq, a predicted model, not a curated record
GACAAAAAACAACAAGGACGUAUCACUUGCAACGGUGUUCCGACUCCCAUCUGACAUCAUGUAGCCCCUGUUGCAUGUUACAUUAUUCAAUGCGAUGCAUCGCUUACUAAUAAAUAUGCAAACGUGAAUUUACUUUUGGGGGUGAAUAUAUAUCUGCCUGCGAGGAUGAGUGGUGGGAGGUCGGAGUGAUGAUGAUGAUACGAAGAUGGCGAGCGGGCUUGGAAAACACAAGAUGCUGACCGCGGCGCCCACGGAGCCCUGGUCCCUCAGGGAGAAGCUGUGUCUGGCCACCUCUGUCAUGAAGAGCGGAGACCAAAACUGGGUGUCUGUGAGUCGGGCCAUAAAACCGUUUGCAGAACCGGGGAGACCUCCGGACUGGUUCUCUCAAAAGCACUGUGCCUCCCAGUACUCAGAGCUCUUAGAAUCGACAGAAGCCCCAAAACGGAAACGCGGGGAGCGAGGAGAAGUGGUGGAGACGGUGGAGGACGUGAUCGUGCGCCGACUCACCGCCGAGCGCAUCGACGAGCUGAAGAGGCUGAUCAGGGAGACGCAGGAGGAGCACAGAAAGCUUAAACAGGAGGCACAGCUGAUCCACGCCGGACACCUUGACUGCAGAGUGGAUGAGGUGUGGGGAGAGAUCGCUGAGAAGAGGAAACAGACGGAGGAGGAAGCAGAGGAGAAGAGGAAGAGCACGGACGCUUCCUAUCAGGCUCGUCAGACGGCCAAGACUGCAGUGAGGAGAGGGGCCAGCACCGUGGCCCUCUGUCCUCAAGAGGGCCCCUCCCCUAGCCUGGAGCCUCCCGCCAGCGACGGGCCCCCCCAUGGAGCCCUGACCGUCGAGGGCCAGCCCAGCCCCAUCAGGAGUGUCCUAGUGUCCCCCGGGUUCCCGCCCACCAUGACCUAUGAGUCUUCUCUGCCCAGCAACGGAGAUGUCUGCCAGGCCGUGCUCCUGGAAGAUUCCCUUCUGAGGAAACCGCUGGGCCAGAGGACGACCCCGCCCCCCUCCCCUCUGCUCUCUGAGCUGCUGAAGAAAGGCAGCGCUCUACCCGGGAACCCCAGACCGGUUGGGGAGGGAGAGCCGUCUGGUCAUGUCACGGGGUCACAUGACCUGCAGCUGGCCCCGCCCCCGCCACCUGGCUCCCAGGCAACAGGCGCUCCCACCCUCUCUCGUCUCCUGGAAUGCGCUCCCAGCCAGGCCUCUGUUCCGCCCAGCUUCAUGCCUGCUCCUGAUUCGGUCUCCAUGGCAACCCACCAUGCCGGCAACCCACUUCCUGUGGACCCCGCUGUCCUAACCAACGCAGGUGGUUUGGCGGUCGUGGGGCCCUAUGGGUACCAGCAUGUGUUCGGGGGCCCGGUGGUGAGUCAGGAGAUGGAGGAGGAGGAGGAGGAGGAAGAGGAGGAGGUAGGCGGGUCCUACAUGGGGGACGAGCUGGACCUGAAGACAGUGGGCGACAUCAUCGCCAUCAUAGAGGAGAAGACGGUGGAGCACCCGGAGGUGCUGGACGCGGCGGCGGUGGAGGCCGCCCUGUCGCUGUGUGAGGAGGGGGGCCACGCCCUGGUGGGGAGCUGCUGGGGGCCCGGCCCGUUCAAACCCCAGGACCCCACGCCCGGGUCUGGGCGCGGCGACACCGCCGCCCCCCCGUCCCGCCAUGGAGGUCCGACGGGGGCCAGGACAGACGCGCUGGGGGUACAACACCACCGCCGCUUCCUCCCCAUGACGCCUCUACGGCCGAAGCCCGCCUCAUCCGCGUCCGACUUCUCCGUGGCCGAGCGGGAAGGCUGCGACGGUCCUCACGGAGGUACGAGGGCCGCAGGGGGGGGGGAGGGGGAGAUGGAGCCCCCGGCCAGCGGCAGCGAGGACGGCUCCAGCAUGCACACCGCCUCCUCUUCCCUGCAGCUCCACGCCACCGCCUCCUCCACGCCCAGCAGCCCCGCCUCCUCCCAGUUCUCUAUGUGCAGCGAGGACCUGGAAGCAAUACAAGCUCAGAAGAUCUGGAAGAAAGCCAUCAUGUUGGUGUGGCGCGCAGCGGCGAAUCACAGGUUUGCCAAUGUGUUCCUUCAGCCAGUCACGGAUGACAUUGCACCUGGAUACCAUGGUAUCGUGCACAGGCCGAUGGACCUGUCCACCAUCAAGAGGAACAUCGAGGCGGGCGCGGUGCGCAGCACGGCCGAGUUCCAGCGGGACAUGAUGCUGAUGUUCCACAACGCCGUCAUGUACAACAGCCUGGACCACGACGUGUUCCUCAUGGCGCUGGACAUGCAGCGCGACGUGCUCGAGCACGUCCAGCAGUUCCUCGCCACGCAGCUCAUCAUGCAGACCGCCGCGGAGGCCGCCGCUGCUGGGGGAGGGGCCAAGAGG